Molecule: messenger RNA, 864 nt
Organism: Echinostoma caproni
Lineage: Eukaryota; Metazoa; Platyhelminthes; Trematoda; Plagiorchiida; Echinostomatidae
Source: the annotation of a GenBank genome assembly
UCGAUUGCAAACUGUACCGGUGGCCGGUUCCACUGGUUUCGUGAGACCGGUAUCAUUGAAAGUGACGAUAUACGUUUGCUGCUGGACGAGAUCGAUUGUGCCGUAGACUAUUCACAACAGUGUCGCGCUCUGGUCGACUCGGUUUGCCCAAGCUCCGAGGCGGACGAAGAGCCCGGUGUGAAUCUCGCUCCCCCGGCUCAAGUUGAUCGGAUGGUAUUGACGGAAACCAAACACACGACCGGUGACAAAUCGAUCGCUCCGAGGCUAAAUGCUUUAGCCAACCAACGUAAUCGACUCAUGCAAUAUCGACUGGCUCGCGCGAACAAUCCCAUACCCCCCAAAACUCUGGCUUGGUCGAGAGGUGUAUCGGCCACCUCACUUGGCAGUUCUCGUGUCACGGACCCGAUGCAACCGGUUGGAUUAACCCGGUCGAGGCCAAGUUCAACCCCGAGUCACACAAAAGACAGUACAGGGACAAGGAUGAGUGGAGCAAGAGUAUCAUUCACCGGGCGUGCCACAAUCCCGAAAGAAGAAGAACAGGUGACCACACGUGACUGGCUUCGCAAAUACAGCCUCCGCAAUCUGGGUCUGACUCUGACACAACUGGUCUCCAGCGCAGCUUGUCGUCACGAUAUGGCCUAUGUGACACCGAUACGUAGUCACGUGGAAGCUCGGUACUGUACCGGUCUAUUCCCGAUUGUGAAUGUGGCCGGCACAUUGCGACAUUUGCAAUACACAUAUGGGGAACUGGAGGUGUUCAAGAAAGAGUUGUUCUUACGAGGGCUGAGCAAAACGUUUGGCGGAUACACAGUACGCGAUCAGUACGAGGUGCAAAUGACUGGACAAGGAAAGUGUGAAUUGUAA